AUGGAAUACACGCACAUGCAGCAGUGCUGCCAGAAAUGGACAUUUGGAAAGCCUGAAGUACGCCCACGAAAAUGGCUGUCCAUGGGGGCCGCGGAAAAUGGCCAUUUGGGAUGCCUCAAGUACGCCCAUGAAAACGGCUGUCCAUGGGCUCUACUCACAUGCAUUGGUGCUGCUGAAAAUGGCCAUUUGGAAUGCCUCAAAUAUGCCCAUGAAAACGGUUGUGCAUGGCAUGAUUACACAUGCUAUGGUGCUGCUAGAAAGGGUCAUUUGGGAUGCCUCAAGUACGCCCAUGAAAAUGGGUGUCCAUGGGAUCGAAUCACAUGCCUUGCUGCUGCUGAAAAUGAUCAUCUGGAAUGCCUCAAAUAUGCCCACGAAAAUGGCUGUCAUUGGGAUGAAGAAACAUGUACCAAUGCUGCGAAGAAGGGACAUUUGGAAUGCCUCAAAUAUGCUCACAAAAAUGGUUGUCCUUGGGAAACUUUGACAUGCAGUGAAGCUGCUAGAAAUGGACAUUUGGAAAUCCUAAAAUAUGCGCAUGAAAAUGGAUGUCCAUGGGAUGAAAUCACAUGUACCAAUGCGGAAAGAGGAGGCCAUCUAGUAGAAAUUAUGAAGUAUCUUCACGAGAAUGGCUGCCCUGGUUCCGAACAUUUCCCUGUGACUUGGUGA
Seminavis robusta is the source of this 663-nucleotide messenger RNA. The record is from the annotation of a GenBank genome assembly. NCBI's taxonomy places the organism in Eukaryota, Bacillariophyta, Bacillariophyceae, Naviculales, Naviculaceae.